CAACUUCUGGUGGUGGCGGCGGUGGAGGUGCUUCAGCUUUCUUUACGGGGGAGGUCCUGGAGCAGGUCCUGGCCGCCGCCCAGCUGUGUUGGCUGACGGUGCGCUGCUGCGGUCGUAACGCGGAGGAGCUGGCGCGGAGCGGCGGGGCGGGGGUGAUGGUGCAGCUGCUGAGCAGCUGCAUGCAAGCGCUGCGCCCAGGCAGCCCCGCCGCCCUGCCGCCCGCCCGCAUCGCCACCGCCGCCCUGCGCUGCCUGGCGGGCCUAGCAGCGGUUCCCGAGGCGCGAGCUGCCCUGGCGGCGGGGGCUGCUUCGGACACUGCUGGUGGUGGUGGUGGUGGUGGUGGUGGUGCUGCUGAUGCUGCCGCCCCUGCCCCUGCCGCAACCCCCACCCCCACCGCACGUCGCCUCAUUCGUGACGUGCUAUGGUGCACUGCCCACCUCCUCACCACACAUGCGGCUUCUGCUGCUGCUACAGCCGCCGCUACCAGUGGUCCCGCUACUGCUACUGCUACCGCUGCUACAGCCACCCUCAGCCAAUGUCACGGGGCAGUGGACGCCGCUCUGAUAGUGCUCGGACAGCUAGCAGCCUCCCCUGAGCUACAGCGGGAGGCGCUAGCAGCAGGAGCCAUGCAAGCGCUACUGCCGCUUGUGUUGUCGUACGACAAUACCCUUCCGGACGCCGUACAAUCGGCCCUGCUGGUGCCGUAUUCCGGCCCUGAGCCCUCCUCGCCGCUGUCUCAGGGGCUCAUUGCCCUACUCGCCCUUCCUGACACGGCUGUUCCACCCACCUCCACCGCCUCCUCCAACCCCGCGUCCACCUCCACUACCCCCAACAGUGGCAGCAGCACUGGCAACAGCAGCAGCAACAGCAGCAGCAGCAGCGACUCAACUCCCAACCACCACCAUCCCGCCCGCAGCAGCACCCCAGCCGCCAUGUCACAGCACGCCGUGGCCGCAGCUCAGGUCCUAGCCCGACUAGCCGGCAUGCUUCCUGCUCCCCACCACACGCCGACAUGUGCCCCCGCUAGGGCUGCCCUUGCCGCCCUACUCACGGAACCCCUGGCCGGUCGGCUGGGGACCAGCGGGGGCGGAAACGGAAGCGGAGGUGGUGGUGGUGUCGGAGGCGGCGGGGAUAGUACGGCAGCGGCGGUGGAUCCCCGGCCGUUGCUUCGGUUGCUGUGCGGCACGCAUGAGACGUGUCGGGUGAUUUGGAACCCGGGGAUGCGCCGUGAGCUGCUGACCUUCCUAGCUGCCGCCGCCUCCUCCUCCUCCUUCCCCUUCUCAGCCACUUCCACUCCUUCUGGCUUCUCCAUGUCGGGUCGUGGACAUGCCCAGCAGAAAACCAACGGUUCCAGGGAAGAGGAGGGUUCCAAUGCGGGAAGGCAGCCAGGCAGCGCCGACGGGGAACAGGAACAGCGCCCGUCUGCGCUGUCGUCGCUGCAGCGUUUCUCCCACGGUCAGCUGUCCGGGGAGCUGGUGGUGGGCGGGGUGUACGUGCGGGUGUUCAUUGCGCGGCCCAAUGAACUGCCUCCGGACCCGGCUGGCUUCUGCAAGGCACUGGUGCGCUACCUCUUCGACGCCCUGCUCCCCCUGCCGCCGGGCUCCCUGCCGCCCGUGUCGGCCUCCGCCUCCGCCUCCACCUCCUCCUCGCUGCCCGCGCUGCUCUCCGCCCUCACCGCCACUCGCCUGCUGCUGCUGUCCGAGCCGCGACUGCUGGGCCUGCUCGCCUCCCGAUCCGCGCUCUCACCCUUCGUGGGGGCGCUGCAACCCGCGGCGGCUGCUCCGGCGGCGGCAGGUGUCAAGAAAGAGGCGGUCGGUAGGGCCGCAGGGGCUACUGCCGCAGGGGUUACUGCCGCAGACGCGAGUGCUAGCAGAGGAGGACAGCAGCAGCACCUGCAGCAGGAGGAAGGCAAGAAGGCGAAGGAGCAGGACUUGCUAGGGGAGGAGUUGAGCGGCGGCGCCGAAGCCGGAGCCGUCCCCAGCAUCGCAGAGACCAAGGAGAAGGCAGUUGCAGCCGCAGCGGCUGCAGCCGCAGCAGAAGCCGAGGAGCGGCGAGUGUGGUCGGACCGUCUCGCCCUAGGCGGCCUAGGCGUGCUAGCCCUGGCGGCCCAGCACGGCGGCUGUCUGGAAGCCUUUGCGGAGGAGUCCUGUCUGCGGCUGCUGUUCUGGCUGCUGCACGCGCCCACCUCGCCGCACCUGCUCACGGCUACCCUGAGGCUGCUGCGCACGCUGACGGGGCAAACGGCGGCUGCGGCGGCAGUGGCAGCGCAACAGGGCGGCUGGGUGUUCCUGCUGGAAGUGCUGCUGCCGCGGGAGAACCACCUGUGGAUGUGGCAGCAGCAGCAGGCGCAGGCGAUUGUAGCGCAGAGGAGCGGGGUGACCCAUGGGUCAUUGCUGCUGCCACCGGCGCCUGGGAGUAGUAGUCGUACGGAAGGCAGCAGCAGCAGCAGCAGCGGAAACAACGCGGAAGGAAGCAGCAGCAGCAACAAGGGUGUGGGUGAAGGUGCAG
This is a messenger RNA of Astrephomene gubernaculifera, 2508 nucleotides long. NCBI's taxonomy places the organism in Eukaryota, Viridiplantae, Chlorophyta, Chlorophyceae, Chlamydomonadales, Astrephomenaceae. The record is from the annotation of a GenBank genome assembly.